Messenger RNA from Nannospalax galili (Upper Galilee mountains blind mole rat), 1381 nucleotides. It is a transcript of the gene Tekt1, whose product is annotated as tektin 1. NCBI's taxonomy places the organism in Eukaryota, Metazoa, Chordata, Mammalia, Rodentia, Spalacidae. Gene Ontology annotation, cellular component: nucleus; microtubule cytoskeleton. Gene Ontology annotation, biological process: cilium movement involved in cell motility; cilium assembly. The transcript is spliced from 8 exons. The record is from RefSeq and is a predicted model, not a curated record. Bases 96 to 1352 code for a protein of 418 amino acids.
CCUAGUUCUUCCAGAGCCUGGAGCUCCAGUUGGGGUAAGGAGGCCCCGACCCCAGUUUGUGUCCUUUGAGUCACUGAGGACUUUGGAAAUCUCAAAUGGCCAGACUACUGCAACCUCCACCCAAGUUCCUGCCCGCAGAGUGGUAUGUUGCUAACAAGAGCCAGUACCACAGGGCGGAGGCCCAAAGGUCCCGAUCUGAACGCUUGGUGGCAGAGAGCCAGAGGCUUGUGGAUGAAAUCGAAAAGACCACCCGGAAAUCUCAAAGUGAUGUGAACAAGAAACUUGAACAGAGACUCGAGGAAGUCAGGUUCUGGAAGAAGGAGUUAGAUGACAAACUUGAACAGCUCAUGCAUGAAACGGAUGGCCUACUCAUGUACAAAACCCACCUGGAAAAGGCCCUGGAGAGCUUUAAAGAGCCACUGUGCAUCUCUGAGAGGUGCCUGGCCUACAGGGAUAAGCGUGUGGGCAUCGACCUGGUGCAUGACCAGGUGGAGCAGGAGCUGCUGAAGGAGGCUGAGAUCAUCCGAGGCGUCAUGGCCCUGCUGACACGCACCAUGGAGGAGGUAUCUGAGCAGAUCAGGCUAAACCGCUCUGCCAAAUACAGUCUGGAAAAGGAUUUGAAGGACAAGUUUAUGGCCUUGACCAUUGAUGACAUCUGCUUCUCACUCAACAAUAACUCACCAAAUAUAAAAUAUUCUGAGAACGCCAUGAGAAUUGAACCCAAUUCCGUGAGUCUGGAGGACUGGCUAGACUUUUCUAACACCAACGUGGAGAAGGCAGACAAACAGCGGAACAACUCAAUGGCACUGAAGACCCUGGUAGAUUGCAUUCUGUCACAGACAGCCAACGACCUGCGUAGGCAGUGCGACGUGGUAGACACGGCUUUCGAGAACGGGCUGAAGGAGACCAAGGAUGCCAGGGACAAGUUGGCUGAUCAUUUGGCCAAGGUUAUGGAAGAGAUUGCUUCCCAGGAGAAAAACAUCAUGGUUCUUGAAAAAGCCAUUACUGAUCAAGAAGGUCCUGCCAAGGUGGCUCACACACGCCUAGAGACCAGGACACACCGGCCCAAUGUGGAGCUGUGUCGUGAUGUUGCUCAGUACCGGCUGAUCAAGGAGGUGCAAGAGAUCAACUAUAAUGUUUCCAGGUUGAAGGAAACCCUAGCUCAGGCUCAGAUAGAGCUGAAGGCACUGUACCGCAGGCAGCUGGCCCUGCAGGAAGAGAUCCAGGUCAAGGAGAACACCAUCUAUAUUGACGAGGUGCUGUGUAUGCAGAUGAGGAAGUCCAUCCCCCCUCGAGAUGGUGACAACAAAGUGGGUUGGGGUGGGGGCAGCUGCCCUGAGGCCAUCUGCUAAUAGUAGGAAGUGUUCAGAUUCUCAUUAAA